Messenger RNA from Pundamilia nyererei, 6541 nucleotides. RefSeq names its product BTAF1 RNA polymerase II, B-TFIID transcription factor-associated (gene btaf1). Gene Ontology annotation, molecular function: TBP-class protein binding; ATP binding; DNA binding. Bases 1 to 5505 code for a protein of 1834 amino acids. The transcript is spliced from 37 exons. NCBI's taxonomy places the organism in Eukaryota, Metazoa, Chordata, Actinopteri, Cichliformes, Cichlidae. The record is from RefSeq and is a predicted model, not a curated record.
AUGGCUAUCUUGGCCAAUUGUACAAAGAGUCAAUGCAAUCUCUUUUCUGUCAUUUAUAAGGUCUUGACCUAUCUAAGGAGUCCCAAUUGGGACACCCGUAUAGCAGCAGGCCAAGCUGUAGAGGCCAUUGUGAAGAAUAUUCCUGAAUGGAAACCAGCUCCAAAGCCUAAAGAAGAGUCCUGUGAAGACCUGUCUCCAGAAGAAACAUCUUGCGACCGGUUGAGUUUCUACCACUUUGACAUCUCUCGCCUGCUGAAACACGGGGCAUCUCUGCUGGGAUCUGCUGGGGCCGAAUUUGAGCUGCAGGAUGACAAAACUGGUGAGAUGGACCCCAAAGAACGUCUUGCAUGCCAGAGAAAGCUUCUUCAGAAGAAGUUGGGUCUAGAUAUGGGUGCUGCUAUUGGGAUGAACACAGAUGAGCUGUUCAACGAUGAGGACCUGGACUAUACCUGUCAACCCAAUGCCCUCAGAGCACACGGAAGCAAAGCCACAGCUGGAUCCAGCUCCGGAAACCACUUGACCAUUCAGGCAGCUGAAUUGAUCGACUCAGAGUUCCGACCAGGCAUGAGCAGUCGUCAGAAAAAUAAGGCUAAGAGGAUGGCCAAGUUGGUAGCAAAGCAAAGAUCCAGAGACAUGGAUCCUAAUGAAAAGAGUAACGACAGUUUUGAAGGUGAACCUGAGGAGAAACGAAGAAAAACCACCAACGUAGUCACUGAGCAACCAGCAACAGAGCAUAAGAUCCUAGUCGACAACGUUCCGGAUAACUCCAGUCUAUUCGAGGAGACGAACGAGUGGCCUCUGGAGAGCUUCUGUGAGGAGCUUUGCAAUGACCUCUUCAAUCCCUCGUGGGAGGUUCGUCAUGGUGCAGGCACCGGUCUUAGAGAAAUCCUCAAGUCCCAUGGUGCUGAGGGAGGGAAGGUGGUGGGAAGCACUGCAGAACAGAUGUUACGGCAGCAUCAGGAAUGGAUAGAAGACGUGGUCAUCCGGCUGCUGUGUGUCUUUGCUUUGGACCGCUUUGGCGAUUUUGUAUCUGAUGAGGUAGUGGCUCCUGUUAGGGAGACGUGUGCUCAGACACUGGGUGUGGCCCUUCGCCACAUGAAUGAAUCUGGUGUUUCGAGGACGGUAGAUGUCCUACUGAAGCUGCUGAAAGAGGACCAGUGGGAGGUGCGUCAUGGAGGCCUGCUGGGAAUCAAGUAUACCUUGGCUGUUCGUCAGGACUUGAUUGCUGUUUUACUUCCCCGUGUGCUCCCUGCAAUCACAGACGGCCUACAGGACUUGGAUGACGAUGUCAGGGCCGUGGCAGCUGCAGCCCUCAUCCCUGUGGUCAGGGGCUUGGUGCAGCUACUGCCCAAUAAGGUACCCUUCAUAGUGAACACACUAUGGGAUGCACUUUUAGACCUGGACGAUCUGACUGCUUCCACCAAUAGUAUUAUGACUUUGCUGUCCUCGCUGCUAACCUAUCCACAGGUUCGACAAUGCAGCAUGCAGCAGUCACUAACUGUUCUGGUUCCUCGGGUAUGGCCAUUCUUGAGACACACUAUAUCAUCAGUAAGACGAGCAGCACUGGAAACGCUUUACACACUACUGUCUAAAGCUGACCAGAGCUGUGCAGCGUGGAUAAAUCCCAUCCUACAAGACAUGCUGCGGCAUAUCUUCCAGUCUUGCAUACUAGAGAGCAAUGAGGAAAUCCUUGAACUGAUCCUAAAGGUGUGGAUGGAGCUGCUGUCUCAGGCCCCCCAACAGUAUGUGGUAGCAGCCAGCUGUCCAUGGAUGGGUGCCUGGCUCUGUCUCAUGAUGCAAGCUUCCCACAUUCCAAUAGACCUGAACAUGCUGCUGGAAGUAAAAGCCCGCUCCAAGGAUAAAUGUGGCACAAAGGGACGUCAAGCAAGCAGUCAGGUGAAGGAAACUGUUCAGGAAUAUAUAGCGGGUGCAGAGACGGUGACAGAUGACCCAGUUACGAGGGACUAUGUAGUAGUCCGUGCUCGACUUAUGGCUGCCAAAUUGCUGGGGGCUUUGUGUCGGUGUAUUUGUGACCCUCAACUCAAUGCUGCAUCCCAGGAGAUCAGACCAGCAGAAUCUUUGGCUCAGCUAUUGCUCUUCCAUCUCAACUCUAAGUCUGCCCUGCAGCGAAUCGCAGUGGCAUUAGUGCUUUGUGACUGGGCUGCACUGCAGAAGGAUUGUCAGUUGGUGUCAUCCACCGUGCUGCCUCGUCUUCUGGCCAUUCUGUCUGAGCAGCUGUAUUAUGAUGAGAUCGCCAUCCCCUUCACACGCAUGCAGAAUGAGUGCAAGCAGCUGAUUGCACUGCUUGCUGAUGCCAACAUAGACCUCAAGGACCGCCUCAAUUGUAACGUUUUCACCAUUGAUCAAGCCAGUGAGCUGGUAACCACCAUCUUUGCAGAGUCAACAGCCGGGUUUAAUGUAAAGUCCAAGCAGUGGCCAGCCCUGGACAGCAAACGCCAGCAGGCUCAAGCGACUGUGAUGGAGACCAGCACAGAAUGGCAGCAGCUGCAUCUGCGUGUGCACAUGAUCGCAGCCUGUGCCGUGAUUAACCUGCAGGUGCUCCCCGACAAACUGAACCCACUCGUCAGGCCUCUGAUGGAGGCCAUCAAGAGGGAGGAGAACACCCUGAUCCAAGGUUAUGCUGCCUCUUUUAUAGCCAAGCUGCUUCAACAGUGUGCCGGACGCUCGCCGUGCCCCAACCCUAAGAUCAUCAAAAACCUCUGUGCCUCAGCCUGUGUGGACUCUGCAACCACGCCCUCAUCUGCUUGCCCCGUACCUCCGACACAGGAAAAUGCCAAAGGGGGUGGCUUGGAGAAAGACGGCAUGCAUCACAUGGUCAAUAAAUCUCGAGGUAUCAUCACUCUGUAUCGCCACCAAAGAGCUGCGUUUGCCAUCACCAGUAAGAGGGGUCCAGCUCCUAAAGCGCCAAAAAACCCAACCACAGAGCUUCCUCCUGGCAGCACCAUCAGCUCAGAGAAUGAUGAGAGCAGGAAGCCAUUUCUUAUUCAGAGACGAGGUGCAGAGUUCGCCCUAACAACCAUUGCACGGCACUUUGGUGCAGACCUCACAAAGUCUCUGCCAUACCUUUGGGAGAAUACGGUGGGACCACUGACGUCAGUGGCAACAGAAAAUCAGUGCAUUGAUAGGCAGGCCCAGCUGGAGAGGGGCGACGCUGCAGCUCAGGAAUUGGUCAACUCUCUACAAGUACUUGAAGUCAUGGCAGGAGCCAUGGCUGCCGAACUCAAGCCUUUGUUAUUGGAACACCUGCCCCAUUUGUUCACCUGCCUCCAGCACCCAUACACAGCAGUACGUCACAUGGCAGCACGCUGUGUUGGUGUGCUUAGCAAGAUAGCCACACUGGAGACCAUGAACAGUUUCCUUGAGUGUGUAUUACCCUGGUUAGCUGCUAUUGAUGACUGCACCAAACAAGAAGGCGCCAUCGAGGCUUUAGCCUGUGUCAUGGAGCAGCUGGAUGUGGACAUCGUGCCCUACAUCGUGCUGCUGGUGGUACCAGUGCUAGGCCGUAUGAGCGACCCCAGCGACAGCAUUCGUUUCAUGGCCACACAGUGCUUUGCUACACUCAUCCGCCUGCUGCCACUAGAGGCGGGUAUACCAGACCCUCCUGCCAUGUCUGCUGACCUGAUCCGGCAGAAAGCUAGAGAACGUCACUUCCUGGAGCAGCUGCUAGAUGGCAGAAAGUUGGAGAACUACAAAAUCCCGGUGCCCAUUAAAGCAGAGCUCCGGAAGUACCAGCAGGAUGGAGUGAACUGGUUAGCAUUCCUGAACAAAUACAAGCUGCAUGGGAUCCUGUGUGACGACAUGGGUCUCGGCAAGACGCUGCAGUCCAUCUGCAUUCUGGCAGGCGAUCACUACCUCAGGGCACAGGAAUAUGCCAAGACUAAAGCAGCAGACUGCAGCCCCCUGCCCUCUCUGGUGGUGUGUCCUCCCACGCUGACUGGCCACUGGGUGGACGAAGUGGGCAAGUUCUGCGCCAAAGAGUACCUCAACCCGCUGCACUACACUGGGCCUCCUACAGAGCGGAUGCGGCUGCAACACCAAGUGAAAAAACACAAUCUUGUUGUAGCCUCUUACGAUGUUGUCCGAAAUGACAUAGAUUUUUUUAGAAAUAUAAAAUUUAAUUACUGUAUCCUCGAUGAGGGUCAUGUGAUCAAGAAUGGGAAAACCAAACUGUCCAAAGCCAUAAAACAAUUGGCUGCCAACUUCCGAGUCAUUUUGUCAGGAACGCCCAUUCAGAAUAAUGUCUUGGAGCUCUGGUCGUUGUUCGACUUCCUAAUGCCGGGCUUCCUCGGAACAGAAAGGCAGUUUGCUGCACGCUACGGUAAACCAAUCCUAGCCAGCCGAGACGCCAAAAGCUCAUCGAGGGAGCAGGAGGCAGGAGUCCUGGCAAUGGAGGCCCUGCAUCGACAGGUACUACCCUUCCUUCUGAGGAGGAUGAAGGAGGAUGUCCUCCAGGAUCUUCCUCCUAAAAUAAUUCAGGACUAUUACUGCAACCUGAGCCCUCUACAGGUUCAGCUGUAUGAAGACUUUGCAAAGUCUAGAGCCAAGGCCAGUGUGGAUGACAGCAUCUCUGUAGCUUCUACAGAGGAGGAGGAAAAGCCCAAGCUGAAGGCCACAGGCCAUGUCUUCCAGGCGCUGCAGUACCUGCGGAAGCUGUGUAACCACCCCAGCUUGGUCUUGACCCCUCAGCAUCCAGAGUACAAACGCAUCACUGAGCAGCUGGCAGGACAGAACUCAAGCUUGCGAGACAUUCAGCACGCGCCAAAACUAUCUGCUCUCAAACAGCUGCUGUUGGACUGCGGACUUGGUGGUGGUGGUGGAGGAUCAGAGGGGGCCACUGAGGCAGUGGUGGCCCAACAUCGUGUGCUAAUCUUCUGUCAGCUGAAGAGUAUGCUGGAUAUCGUUGAACAUGACCUGCUGAAACCCAGACUGCCCACCGUCACAUACCUGAGGCUGGAUGGCAGCGUGCAGGCCGGCCAACGUCACUCUAUAGUUUCCAGGUUUAACAAUGACCCAUCAAUAGAUGUGCUGUUGCUGACCACCCAUGUUGGUGGUCUGGGUUUGAACCUGACUGGUGCAGAUACCGUGGUGUUUGUGGAGCAUGACUGGAACCCAAUGAGGGACCUGCAGGCCAUGGACCGUGCCCAUAGGAUAGGACAGAAACGGGUGGUGAACGUGUACAGGCUGAUCACACGAGGUACGCUGGAGGAGAAGAUCAUGGGACUGCAGAAGUUCAAGAUGAGCAUCGCUAACACUGUUAUAAGCCAAGAGAACGCCAGCCUGCAGAGCAUGGGCACAGACCAGCUCCUCAACCUCUUCACACUCGACAAGGAGGAUAAAGGUGAGAAGGCUGAGAAGGGCGAGCAGUCAUCAACCUCAGGAAAGACUUCCAUGAAGUCAGUGCUGGACAGCUUGGGAGAGCUGUGGGACCAGCAGCAGUACGAUUCAGAGUACAACCUGGACAGCUUCAUGCACUCUCUGCAGUAGCACUGUGUGCAAGUCCACCCAGCAUCCAUCAGGCGUCUCGCCCUCUGGCCGAGCAGGACCCGGUCAGAGCGCGAGGAGACCCCUAUUGCUGCAGCCACAUGCCUAACACCGCCACCUUAAAUAGAGUAACGUUAAGGAGUUCCUGAAGGAUAAUACUCUCAGUACAUUUCCCACUGCGAUUACUUACCCACAGCCAAAGACCUGAAUCGUUGUCGUUCUACAGUUGAUAGGUAUGCUGCAACAUCACUCAAACUUAUUCUCAUGAGGUAAGUUACCCAGGUCCUUUGCAAACCUGAGAGAAUAAAACCAUGUGAUGAUGUAACAACUGUGAAAGACGUCGUCUACAGUAGCGGAACGUUUUCCACUCUUUCAAGUGCACAGUGUUUCAUAAGUAAAGUUAUCAUUUAUAGUUACAGCAGCAGGCGCUACUUUUACAGCCCGCUACCCUCUGCUCAUAUCACAUUGCCAGAGUAAACAGUGUUAACUGCUUCAGAUGUUACUACCUAGAUGCACCUUCCUCAUGUGCGCCCUCUUCUACUACCGCCGCCACCUCUCACAAAGUCUUAAAACACCGUUAUACCCACCUCUCUGCCUGAUGGAUACAAACAUGUUUUUGUAUGAGAAAAGGAAACAGGGAGAGAGUAACAAGAAGCCACAGGAUGCUGUCACACAGUGCUGACUUUUUAUAGCACAACGCUGAGCUCAGGAGCGGGUUGUGCUAUGUCAAGACGACUCCCGUUCUUCAGACCAUGCCCUGGAAGAGUCUGUUCACAAAAAAUGUGGUCAUCAGGAGGCCCUGUUUGAGAAACUAUAUUCUGUGUCCACCUUCUCCACAUGUACUGUAAAGAGAUUGACCCGGGAAAGCACUGCGCGUCAAAGCAAGUUUACAGAGAUGGAACUGAGGAGGCCAAGCUGUGGCUGGUACCUGAAACUUGUCAUAAGUAUUUUUAAAAAAUGAAUAGACUUGUACAUAAUUGUCUAAUUGCUGCUUUUUGUUUAUGAUCUUGGGAUUGUAAUAAAUUCUACAAACCUUUGA